Messenger RNA from Oncorhynchus kisutch (coho salmon), 2789 nucleotides. Its product is annotated as calcium homeostasis modulator protein 1. Gene Ontology annotation, molecular function: monoatomic cation channel activity. Gene Ontology annotation, cellular component: plasma membrane. The record is from RefSeq and is a predicted model, not a curated record. The coding region runs from base 1521 to 2600 and encodes 359 amino acids. The transcript has 2 exons. NCBI's taxonomy places the organism in Eukaryota, Metazoa, Chordata, Actinopteri, Salmoniformes, Salmonidae.
UUCUUAACUGACUUUCCUAGUAAAAUAAAAGUCAUGUGACUAAGGGUAUAUAAGAUGACAGCAGUAUGUGUACUGGCAUAAUUCAUUAUAAAGUAAUGGAUUUGGUGUAUAAAUAAUAUUGUUAAAUACAGAGACACCAGUCACAUCACUGUGAUUCCCAAGUGGAAACAGUGACUCAUUAAUCUGUGAACAAAUAUUUCAGAGAGAAUAACCCAGAUCAUUUGAAUGGGCUGAAACUAUUUUUGCAUCUCAGCUGUGGGAAUUUCAGCUGUGUCACUCUGGUUAGAGACAGAAAACCACCUCAUCCUGUCCAGACAACUGCAAAUAGACGUAUCAAACCUCUGAAUAUACGCAUAUAAAGGUAGACCAAAAAAAAGCAUUUCACAGACCGACAUAUAGUAGAAUAACAAUACAAUAAAUAUUAGUUGCUCUAGUUUGAGGUGGUUCUCACCUCUUCUUGAAAGUCAUGAGUCAUGACUGUCUUAUGUCAGACUAACGUCUGCAAAGCAGUACCCGUGGCCCAAGUGUUUUUUAGGGCCUGUGACAUGUUUGCUCUUGGGACAAUGGAGAGGGGGAGAUGGGAAACCUGUUACAUCAGUACAACAGAGAAAGGAGUGCAGGUGCCUUCACAGGGAGGGGCCUAGCUGAUGGCAGAUGACGUGACCUUGCCUUUGCUUUCUACCAUUCCACAUCCCCAUAGACUGUUCUUGAAGGGUUGAGUGAGCAUCAGAAUCAACAAUAUUCCAAAAGUACCUGGAGAACUAUUUGCCAUACAUUUUCAGCCUUAUCAUCAUUUGAGCUCAUUGAACUUGAUUUAAUCAAUGACUGCAUACUAGAAAGAGGAAAGUUAGUAUACCAAGAGGUUUGGCAAAGCUGGAGUGUAUCAAGAGAAGUUGAAGAAAUAUUUGUGAUCGUCCAUUUGUUGCCCUUUCAUCAUUUGAGAUUAUUUCACCACCUGCAUACUUGGAAGAGGAGAAAAGCCCAUUGUGAUGUAAGUAGGCCUUUUUGUUCAGUUACUUAGAUGAUUGAUUUCUGACUGUCUAUUUUGUUAAGUCUUUUUCAGACACUCAAACCAUUUAUGACUUGCUGGAAUGAAACUGAACAUUGAUUUACCAGUUGUUCAAUAAAAACAAGUCAUUCUUGAAUGAUUUGUGAGCUCUUCAGACGCUCAAACCAUUGUUGUUUCAUUAUAAAGCAGUGGGAGAUUGAUUCAAUUGUUUAGUCAGUACUACUUGUAAACAACAACUUCAUUUACUUCUUUGUCUACAUUUUAUGAGUUGCAAAUUUACACAGACACAGGGCUACACGAUUUCUCCAACAUCAAAUGACUGAGUGCCUUUCACAUUUUGGGCCCUGUCACGUUUUGUUGUCGUUGAAUUCUAACAUCUGCCUCCGUGUUUUCCCACCGAUUUGAAUACUUCAGAGACACCACUAUCGAAUUGAUUUCAAACAACUGGAUCCAUCUUUUUUUCGACAGAUCUCAGUACAUUUAAAAAGGCGCCACCAGCAGACCAUUCAAGAUGGAUAAAUUCCGUAUGAUGUUCCAGUUCCUCCAAUCCAACCAGGAGUCCUUUAUGAAUGGCAUCUGUGGUAUCAUGGCCCUAGCUAGCGCCCAGCUCUACUCAGCCUUUGAGUUUAGCUGCCCUUGUAUCCCGGAGUACAACUACGCCUACGGGAUUGGACUGCUGGUUAUCCCACCUAUAUGGUUCUUCCUACUAGGGUUCGUGUUGAAUAACAAUGUUUCGAUGUUAGCUGAGGAGUGGAAAAGGCCGACGGGGAAGAGGGUGAAGGAUCCGACGAUCCUUCGUUACAUGUUUGUUUCGAUCACGCAGAGGUCCUUGAUCGCGCCCAUGGUGUGGAUAUCUGUGACUCUUAUGGACGGGAAGAGCUUCCUGUGUGCGUUCAGUGUCAACUUGGACAUUCAUCAGUUUGGGAAUUCGACCCUCAUUGAGGGAAUGACGGAAGUGGAGAUUGUUAAAUUGUUAGCGAAGAUUCCAUGCAAGAAUAUCUUCAAUCAGCCCGAGGUGAUAUCGAGAGAAGCGGCAUCGAGAUAUAUCAAGUGUAUAUCCCAGGCGUUUGGCUGGGUAUUCCUGCUGCUGAUGACCUUAGCAGCCUUCAUGAUACGAGCCAUCCGACCCUGCUUCACCCAAGCUGCCUUCCUCAAGACCAAAUACUGGUCUCACUACGUCGACAUCGAACGCAAGCUCUUCGACGAGACGUGCAAGGAGCACGCCAAGACCUUCGCCAAGGUCUGCAUCCAGCAGUACUUUGAGAGCAUCAGCGGCGACAUGCGCAGCUUCCACAAGCACCGGUCAAGCAAAGACGAUAGCGACGAUGAUGAUGAUGACAAGAAGAAGAGCGACGAGGACAAGCUUCUCGGGAUCCACGACCAGGACGAUAUGAAUAAAGUUCUGUGGAAUUGGCACACGUGUAAGCCGCCUCUUGCACUGAGGAAGGAACAGCCGGAUGGAGAAUCCCAUGAAGGGCUCAUACCAAAUGGAGACAUCCAUGGAGUCAGCGGAGGACCAAAUGGAUAUGCUAACGGUCACGCUCCUGAUUUGCCUAAGAGGGAAUGGGCGGUAUACUACAGCAAAGUUUGAACAUUUCAAAAGAGGAUAAAGCACCAUUCACUGUGGCAUGGAUAUUUUUGAUUGACUAUUUAGACUGAUAAGACUGAUUGUCCUUUAAGAUUUAGACUGUGGUUUAAAGAUAGAAUUUAAGUCCUUUUUGUGGUGUGAUCAUUUUUAAUAAUUCAUAUUUUGAUGGAGGGCUUAGUUGGAAAUGAUUCC